CCGCCCGGCCUCGGCAUGUCGGGCAGCCGCCCGCCGCCGCACCCCGCCGCGCCGCCCGCCGCCCCGGCCUCCUCCUCCUCUUCUUCUUCUUCCUCCUCCUCUGCGGCCAUGGCGCCCGGUUCGUCCUCUUCGGGCGGCGCGGCGGCGCGGCCCGUGCUGGUGGCGGCCGCCGUGUCGGGCUCGGGCGCAGCGGCGGCGGCGGGCGCGGGGUUGGCCCGGCUGGCGGCGGCGGCGCGGCCCGGUGGCGGCGGCUCGUCUGGUGGCGGCGGGGCGGGAGGAGGGGGUAGGAAGAGGCCGCUGCUCACCCCGCUCUGCAACGGGCUGCUCAACUCCUACGAGGACAAGAGCAACGACUUUGUGUGUCCCAUCUGCUUUGAUAUGAUUGAAGAAGCCUACAUGACAAAAUGUGGACACAGCUUCUGCUACAAAUGUAUUCACCAGAGCUUGGAAGACAACAACAGAUGUCCCAAAUGUAAUUAUGUUGUGGACAACAUAGAUCAUCUUUAUCCCAACUUCUUAGUUAAUGAACUUAUUCUUAAACAAAAACAGAGAUCUGAGGAGAAACGAUUCAAACUGGACCAUUCAGUGAGUAGCACCAAUGGCCACAGGUGGCAGAUAAUUCAAGAUUUGUUGGGAACUGAUCAAGACAAUCUUGACUUGGCUAAUGUCAACCUGAUGCUGGAGCUGCUGGUGCAAAAGAAGAAGCAAUUAGAAGCAGAGUCCCAUGCUGCCCAGCUGCAGAUCCUUAUGGAAUUUCUCAAAGUUGCCAGAAGAAACAAACGAGAGCAACUGGAGCAGAUCCAGAAGGAGCUAAGUGUUCUGGAAGAAGAUAUUAAACGAGUAGAGGAAAUGAGUGGCUUGUACUCCCCAGUCAGUGAGGACAGUACGGUGCCACAGUUUGAAGCUCCCUCACCUUCGCACAGUAGUAUUAUUGACUCCACGGAGUACAGCCAGCCUCCAGGCUUCAGUGGCAGUUCUCAGGCCAAAAAGCAGCCAUGGUAUAACAGCACGCUAGCCUCGCGACGGAAGCGGCUCACAGCUCACUUUGAGGACCUAGAGCAGUGCUAUUUUUCCACAAGGAUGACACGUGUCUCAGAUGACAGCAGAACCACAAGCCAGCUGGAUGAAUUUCAGGAGUGUCUGUCCAAGUUCACACGCUACAAUUCUGUCCGACCCCUGGCAACGCUGUCCUACGCUAGUGACCUCUACAAUGGCUCCAGCAUAGUCUCCAGUAUUGAGUUUGAUCGGGACUGUGACUACUUUGCCAUCGCUGGGGUGACAAAGAAGAUUAAAGUCUAUGAAUAUGGUACAGUCAUUCAGGAUGCAGUGGAUAUUCACUACCCCGAGAAUGAAAUGACCUGUAAUUCCAAAAUCAGCUGUAUCAGCUGGAGUAGUUACCACAAGAACCUGCUAGCCAGCAGCGACUAUGAAGGCACAGUCAUCCUAUGGGAUGGGUUCACGGGACAAAGAUCCAAGGUCUACCAGGAGCAUGAGAAAAGGUGCUGGAGUGUUGACUUCAACUUGAUGGACCCAAAGCUAUUAGCUUCAGGCUCUGAUGAUGCAAAAGUGAAGCUGUGGUCUACCAAUUUGGACAACUCCGUAGCAAGCAUUGAAGCCAAGGCAAACGUGUGUUGUGUCAAAUUCAGCCCCUCUUCUAGAUACCACCUAGCCUUUGGCUGUGCAGAUCACUGUGUCCACUAUUAUGAUCUUCGCAACACUAAGCAACCCAUCAUGGUGUUCAAAGGGCAUCGCAAGGCAGUCUCCUAUGCAAAGUUUGUGAGUGGGGAGGAAAUAGUCUCUGCGUCAACAGACAGUCAGCUGAAGCUGUGGAACGUAGGGAAACCUCACUGCUUACGCUCCUUCAAGGGCCACAUCAAUGAGAAGAAUUUUGUAGGGCUGGCGUCCAACGGGGACUACAUCGCCUGUGGAAGUGAAAAUAAUUCCCUUUACCUAUACUAUAAAGGCCUCUCAAAGACACUCCUGACAUUCAAGUUUGAUACGGUCAAGAGCGUCCUGGACAAGGACCGGAAAGAAGAUGAUACAAAUGAAUUUGUGAGUGCUGUCUGCUGGAGGGCACUACCAGAUGGGGAGUCCAACGUGCUAAUUGCUGCUAACAGUCAGGGUACAAUUAAGGUAAGUUAUUUUGUGCAUCAUCUCUUUAAGCGCUCAAAUCCAUUGUCAGUAAAGAGUGAGGCCACAGGCAUGGUACAGCCAGGAGUAGGCAUCAGAGGAGGUCAUCCCAGCUGUGGAAGUAUGCAUUUUAAAUGAUGUAUUUGCCUCUGGCAUGUGGGGGAGUGAGCAUACAGCACAGGUAGGAGCAGGGUGCAGAAAGCUGCUGGUGCUGCCCUGCACCCACUGCCCCUUAGCUCUAAACAGUGCAGAAGGGAAAGCGGCCUGCAUCGGGAGAGCUGGAUGCUCUGCAGUGAUGUGCUGCUUAAAUUAAACACAGGCCUGGCACUGGGUGUUAUGUAUGCAAUAUUUUUCCUGACUGAUAAUAGGUGCCACGUCUCAGUUGCCACAGCAGCCGUUUGCGUUUCCACAUUGGUUCGAAAGCAGCUGCAUGGCGUUGCUUUGAACGGAGAGGUUUUAAAUUAGUGCUGUCUGGCACAAACAUCUCCACGCGCUCGUGUUGAUUUUUGUGACAGCAGAGGAGGCUCUGCAUUUGCUCGCUGGCAUUAGCCAGACCCCAUCUUCUGGCUGGUGCAGCAGAGCUGAAAGCUGAGCUCCUGAUGUGCAGCCAGCUAGAGCAGUGCUUGAAAUGAGCAGGGCUGCUCCAUCGCGUUGCUUACUCUGAGCAUGUGGACUGACUUUAACAGACAGCAGCUGCCAACAUAGAGUUUUACGAAAGCAACAGCCUUCCCUGUGCACAGAGAGGCUAAUGUUUUGCCAGGUAUUCAGUGCUUGAAUAAAAGUCUUUCCAGAAUAUCUGUUAGACGUAUUUCUGUCCACACAAUGUCAAAUAACGUUUGUCCCACUUUGUGUCUCUAUCAAGCACACAGCCGAGCAGAAAUAUUGCCCAAACCCAGGUGCUGCUCCUCUGGAGAGCCCCAGGUCCAGCAUUGUCCUGGUUUGAACCCAGCAGCAUUCACCUCCACUGUGCUUUUGAGGUCUUGGUGUUCAUGCUGCAGGCUCGUAGCCCAGAGCUCUGACGCUUUCCGUGUCUGCUGAUAAAGGAAUUUACUUGCUGUCUGCAGAGUUCCAUGCUGUGUUGUCACCCUUGUGAAUCUGAGCUUCCUCCUCCCAGUUCUUCCUCGUGCCAUCGUGUGACAGCAGUUUUCUGGAGCCAGAUCAGAUCCGAUGGUCUGAAGGAACCUGGAAAAAUCACUGAAAAAGCAGAAAUUAGUCCCAAGUCAUCUGUGUUUCUGUGACUAGGUUUCUGUUUUUCCUCCUUUUUAGGCCACGAUUGGCCUGGUUACUCCUGUUACUGCAGUUUGUGAUGCUGUAGCCUUUCAUUUGUAGGUGAUUUAUUUGGCAGACUUUGGAAUUGGUUGCUCAUUACUUUGGUCACUUCCUUCCUACUUAAAUGAGCAAAGCACACAGGUGCUUCUGAUACCUUUAAGUGAAUCCAGCACCAACAGGAGUGGUUUUGCUCAUGCACUUUGCUUGUUAAUGAGAGAAGGUGGAGAAAUGUGUAAACAGCCAAGGUUAUUUGGAUUCUAGUAUUUCUAUUUGAGCUUGUUAUCAGAUAGUGGGGAAGGUGCGACAGUCUGGCAGUGCCCAGGAAAGGGCAGGAUUUGCAGUUAUGCUGUGGGCCUAUCCCUCUCCACCAUGGCAGUCCAUGCCCAUGGGCUUACAGCCCUCAGCUGUCCCCAGAAAAACCACCCUGGGUUGUUACAAGCUGUACAAAUCGCUCAGCAGGUGACAGCCCUCAUAGUGCUCAUCUCGUUUGUUUGAUAUUAUUGCAUGCUGGUGAAUAAAGGGUAAGAGGUGGAGACAAGAAGGGUCAGACCUGUCCUAGUGAUCUAUAUGCUGAUGUAGGAGAUAAUGAACAUCAUAAAUUCCUAUUCUGCACGCCUUUUCUUCCCUAUUAAUCAGGUACUGGAGCUGGUAUGAAGGCUUUUCUCAAGGCUUGAGGUACUUGGUCCUGCUGAUAUGCUGCAGUGUUCAUCUGGGAUCUUCAGUAGGACAAGAAACCGAAACCACCUUGAUAUUCCUCCCCAAAACCACCAUGUUUGUUUGUUUGUUUGUUUUCCCAUAUAUGGACUUUCAAGGAUAUUUUUGAGAUGCUGGGAACACCGGUGAACUGUCUGCCAUCAACAUUAACUCCACAGACUUUGCUGCUGCUGGUGGUGGUAUGGUUGUCUAAUUUUUAUGAUAGGAAAACAAAUUCUUUUAAAUAAAAACAAAAAGGAAUAAUAAAAUUUAUUGAGCCACAAGCUGAAGCGGGAAGAUUCUCUCUUGUUGCAUAUGGGAACAGAUUUACUGGGGAAGGGAACUUACUGGACCACACAGGGCUGUCCUCAGUUGCAUAUCUCCACUCAUCUUUAUCUGGACUAUUCCUUCAUCCAUGUUGGCAUAAAGUCUCUAAGCCUUACCUGGACGUGCAAGCAAUUCGCUUUCAGAUAUGGUUGAGUUGUUCCUUUGAUUUUAUUUUUUAGAUGCAUUAAAUGUUGAGAAAUGUCA
Molecule: messenger RNA, 4623 nt
Organism: Tympanuchus pallidicinctus (lesser prairie-chicken)
Lineage: Eukaryota; Metazoa; Chordata; Aves; Galliformes; Phasianidae
Gene: COP1
Product: COP1 E3 ubiquitin ligase
Exons: 19
Coding region: 16-2268 (750 amino acids)
Biological process (GO): proteasome-mediated ubiquitin-dependent protein catabolic process
Molecular function (GO): protein binding; ubiquitin protein ligase activity
Source: RefSeq, a predicted model, not a curated record